Messenger RNA from Diuraphis noxia (Russian wheat aphid), 2662 nucleotides. RefSeq lists its product as uncharacterized. Gene Ontology annotation, biological process: regulation of transcription by RNA polymerase II. Gene Ontology annotation, molecular function: DNA-binding transcription factor activity, RNA polymerase II-specific; RNA polymerase II transcription regulatory region sequence-specific DNA binding. Gene Ontology annotation, cellular component: nucleus. The record is from RefSeq and is a predicted model, not a curated record. NCBI's taxonomy places the organism in Eukaryota, Metazoa, Arthropoda, Insecta, Hemiptera, Aphididae.
UGUCCGUUCUGAUUUCAUAUAUUCUGUGGUUGUGCGGUUGUGCCUUGUGCCGUUGUGGUCGAGAGUUCGAGACGGUYGAGUGUUCGUUUGUGUAAUGUAAUCGUGUAUACUGUAUGGGGAUCCCAGUGGUCCCCCCCACAUGGACACAUGCCACAUUCGCCACAUUACCACUUAUUAAUAUUGUAGAGUGUAGACCAUAGUAAUAAUUASUAAUUCUUUACUGAUUCGAAAUUCCCUUGCUUACGUGUAAGGUAUUAAUUAUAAUACAAUCUGCAAUUAUUUAUUUAUUUUUAUUCUUAUUAAUUGUGUUUGUUUAUUGUUUCUAUUGUUAUUAAAAGUAAGCAUUAAAUAUUCGGCACUUACUCUAAUUUUCAGAAACAACUUUAAUAUUAUUAUCAACCUAAAUGUUAACCAACGAGUGAUAUUUCACCAAAAAAUUGAUGGAAUAGCUCACUCAGCACCUACCACCAAUUGAUGAGGUUGACAUAAAAAAUACAGUUAUUGAACAAUAAAGAAGACAGUAUGGAACAAACAUUCAACGAUUCCGGGAUAAAUUCCAAGUAUGGUUAUAUAUUAAAAAGUUCUAGAAAAUUGACAAUUCCGCUGAUUAGAUGUGACCAAUUUAUUAAACAGGAAACUAUUGAUGAAGGAUAUAAUAUUAAUGAUGAUCAAUCAUUAAAAAUAGGGACUAUGUGUGAAACUGAAAAAAAAAUUAACACAAUAAAUGAUGCUGCUAUAAAAAUUGAAAAAGAUGUGAUCAAUGACUAUGAAUUUGAAGGUAUUGUUAUUGCUAAAAGCCACUCUUCAGAAUUCAUUGCUUAUAUGAAUUCGGACAAGAGCUCAAACUUAAUGGAAAAUACGUUAACAUGUAAAUUGUGCUGUGAAAUAUUUCCGGAUAAAUUAAGUAAGAGAAGUCAUUUAAAAAUUUAUAGUAAAAAAUCAACUUUUACAUGUGAUAUAUGUAAAAAAUCGUUUCAUCUCAAAGCACAGUUGAUUACUCAUAUUUUAAAUCAUACAGAUAAUCCUCACAAAUGCAGUGUUUGUAAUAAAACAUUUAGCCGAAAGGGUUAUGUAAGAAUUCAUAUGAGGAUUCAUACUGAAAAUAUGCCAUAUAAAUGUGAUAUCUGUCAUCAAAGAUUUUUUUUUAAAGGAGUUUUUGACAAUCAUAUGAGAAAACAUACUGGAGUAAAACCUCACAAAUGUGAUGUCUGUAUUAAAUCAUUUAAUACAAAAGGACAUUUGACAAGACAUAAAAUGAUUCAUACAAAUAAAAGAGAAAAAYCAUUUUGUUGUGACAUUUGUAAUAAUUCAUAUUAUAACAUUUCACAUUUGAAAAGACACAAAUGGUCCCAUAGUGAAAAUAAGCGUUACAAAUGCACUGUCUGUAAUAAAACAUUUUCUGAUCCUACUCAUUUUAAAGAGCACUCAAGAAUUCACACUGGUGAAAAGCCUUUUAAAUGCGAACUUUGUAGUAAAACUUUUAAUUUGAAAGUAAGUUUGGUUACACAUAUGAUGAGCCAUACAGGUUUGAAACCUCACAAAUGUACUGAGUGUGACAAGACUUUUGUUAAUAGAACYCAAUUAAAAUCACACCUGUCAGUUCAUACAAAAGAAAAGCCAUUUAAAUGUGGUAUCUGUCAUAAGUUAUUAACUAAUUCAACUAGUCUACAAUACCAUAUGAUGAAGCAUAAAGGUGAAAAUCCUCAUAGAUGUAUUGUGUGUAAUAAGUCAUUUCCAAUAGCAUCAAUUUUAAAAAAUCAUAUGGUCAUUCAUUCUAUCAUUAAACCUUAUAAAUGUGAUAUCUGUGAUAAGGCAUUUAAUCAAGCUGUACAUUUAAAAGUGCAUAGAAGGACACAUACUGGCGAAAAACCUUAUGCAUGUCAUGUUUGUAAUAAAUCAUUUGCUGUAUCUAAUUCUUUGAAUUUACAUAUAAGAACUCAUACUGGAGAAAAGCCUUUUGAAUGCAAAAUAUGUGAUUACAGUUGUACAACAUCUUCGGGACUAAAAAUUCAUAACAAAUAUAAUCAUACCACCAGAAAUAAGCCAUAUACAUGUGAUAUAUGUAAUAAAAGUUUUGUUUUAAAGCGAGUUUUGGAUAUACAUAAAAAGUCUCAUACUGGAAAUAAACCUUUUGAGUGUAACUUAUGUUCUAGGACAUUUACUCAAAAAUCCAGUGUGAGAAACCAUAUAAUUUAUUUCCAUGCUGAUUUUAAGCCUCAUAAAUGUGAUGUUUGUAAUAAUUCUUAUACUUCAGCAUUCAAUUUGAAAUUACACAUGAGAAUACACACCGGAGAAUCCCCUUUUAAAUGUGAUAUCUGUAAACAAUCAUUUCAUCAAAAACCACAGUUAAUUACUCAUAUUUUAAAUCAUACAGGAGAAAAAUUGUUCAAGUGUAACAUCUGUUCAAAAAGAUUUGCUCAUAAAUAUACUAGAAAUAUUCAUAUGAGAACUCAUACUGGUGAAAAACCUUAUAAAUGUGAUAUAUGUAAUAUAAGUAUUCGACAUAAAGCAUCAUAUAAUAUUCACAUGAAAAAUCAUGCUGGGUUGAAACCACACAAGUGUGAUAUCUGUAAUAAAGCAUUUGUAAUAAGAUCAAAAUUAAAUUACCAUAUGAAAAUUCAUAGUAAUGAUUAAAAAAAACUAAAGGAAGCUAUUUUAGCUA